This is a messenger RNA of Monascus purpureus, 998 nucleotides long. The record is from the annotation of a GenBank genome assembly. NCBI's taxonomy places the organism in Eukaryota, Fungi, Ascomycota, Eurotiomycetes, Eurotiales, Aspergillaceae.
UUUCAUUACUCGACGACAGACAAACCACCACAACUCGCCUGCCUGAAGCUGCUUCCGUCACUGCCCGCUCGUUUAUAGAGGCAGUCUCUGCCAAUUUUCUCCUUCGCCGUAUCCCUGUUCGGAAGGCCGAUUGUUCUCUUCGUUCCAGAAUAAAAGAAAAGACGCAAGCAUGGCUGGUGGUGCGGCCAAGUACCGCCAUUUGAGUCGCAGUUCGGCACAUCGACAGGCUCUACUUCGAAACCUGGUCACGUCUCUUUUCAAACAUGAGUCCAUCACGACGACAUGGGCCAAGGCCAAGGAGGCACAGCGUCUGGCCGAGAAGUUGAUCACCUUGGGCAAGAAGAAUACCGAGGCCAGCAGGAGGAAGGCAUUGGAAGUCUUCUAUACUCCGCACGAUCUCAUGCCUAAGCUAUUCGGUUCCCUCCGUGAACGCUACGCAGAUCGUCCAGGCGGUUAUACAAGAGUGCUGCGCGUUGAACCCAAAAAGGAUGAUCAGGCACCCAGUGCCAUUCUCGAGCUCGUCGACGGACCGAAAGAUAUGCGGUUUGCCCUGACGGCGCGAACCCUAGCGCGGCAACGAUCUCAGGGAUUCGAGACGCUGAACGAGCUAACUGCUAUGAACGUCCGGAAGGUGACGCGGUACAGGAAGGGCGGCAUUGAGGAAUUGGAGACGGCUAUCGAAAAGCUGCAAGUUACAGAGAAGAAAGCCCCAGUCUCUUCCAGGAGGGCAGAGCCAGAAGGAAAAGAGGACAAGGCGGAGGCAUAGUUACGUCUUCCCCUCUUUCCAACUACCUGUAAUUCUACUUGUUCCUUGUGCCGAUACUUGGAUGUUCUUAGACCUUCCCUUGUUUUUCGCGCCGUGGCUUUGUGUAUUUCCCUUGUGGCGGAGUUUUCUCACGGUUCUCUUUGACAUGUUGAAUAAUCAAUCCAUGUAUAUGAAGGAAAGAAAUUGAAAAGUAAAAAGAAAUCAAAGUCCUAUAUAAGCAAUUUUAUUGUGG